GAUGAAAUCGCCUUCCAAUCUUUUGGGUUUCUCAUUUCUCAUUCCAAAUCAUUUUUUCAUUUGCCAUUCGUUCUUCCUUCUCGAUCGAAAGGCCAAUUAUUUCGUUAUCAGAUUCUCAAUUUCAUAAAACGAUAACAAUAAACCUCGCAAGUUAAUUCAUCGUUAAAACACACAAACAAAACAAAUUAAAAUUUUGAAUAGUUCCAUUUUUUCAUUAUUCAAUUAUUAAAUUUUUAUCCUUUUGACCGAAUUACAUUUCGUGUUCAUUUGGGUUACCGAAUUUCUCACAAAUCAAUCGUGUGUAUCCAAGGAAUUAUAAUUCCGUCGUUGAAAAUUGAAGCUUUGAUUUUGUUGCGGUGGUGUUGAUUUUUGUGAAACGGCACCGUUUUGUUGUUUUUGUUUGUGAAAAUAUAGGAAAAAUGGGAACAUGGUGUAGUGAAAACGACGUCGUUGAGGUUGAAGGGAUUAAUUACAGUGUUUGUGUUGCCGCCGACGGUGAUUUGUGGCUCAGUGUUGGUUCCGCCGGCGACGGGAAGAUCAUAAAAGGUUUCAGCCUUGAAAGCGAACAUGAUUUGGGAAAUAUGGUUAGCGAUUUCUUAGAGAAUGGUAGCUGUGGUGCUGAGUCUUGGUGUAGCAGUGAUAGCGAAUCUGGUCUCUCUGAUUUUGCUCACCUCGCUGAAAAGAUUCAGAUUUGCAAGCUAUCGGUGACUCCACAUGAGAUUGACUUGCUCUCAGUUGUUCAUUCUCACAUACGAUCAAUGAAAGAGAACAAACUUGAAACUAUGAAUUCUGGUCCGUGUUAUGCAAGCUGUAUCAGGUUUUAUUUGGCAAAGUUGAUGAGACUUUCUGGCUACGACGCUGGUGUUUGUACUUCUAAAUGGCAGCCUAUUGGCAAGGUCCCUGGAGGUGAAUACGAAUAUAUUGAUGUGCAGGUCGACACUAACUCUGGAGUCUCAGAGCGUUUGAUUAUCGAUAUCGAUUUUCGAAGUCACUUUGAAAUAGCCAGAGCUGUUGAUUCGUAUGACAGGAUACUGAAAUCGCUUCCAGUUGUUUACGUGGGUUCCCUCACUAGGCUGAAACAGCUUCUCGGAAUAAUGGAGGAAGCUACAAGAUCUUCUUUGCAACAAAAUUCUAUGCCUUUUCCUCCAUGGAGAUCUUUAACAUAUUUGCAUGCCAAAUGGCUAUCACCCUUUGAAAGAAUCACACAUUCAGACGGCAACAUUAGUACAGAAAAUGGCGAUGACUUCGACCACAAGCAAUGUCGCGGACACUUGAAGAAGCUGCAAACUUGUCUUCAGUCAGCAAUGGAAGUGGAGCGAAUGUUGAAGGCUCGAAACAUUGAAAGUAACCGGAGAAUGAAAUCUGACCGAUGGAGGCACUCGUUGCUGAGGCCUAUUUGACACGUAAAGAAUUUCGGCAUUCAAGUUCUCUUAACAGAAUAUACAAUUUACAAUUUUUUUGCGACAUUUUUCCCUCGUCGUAACCUAAUAAGAAGCCUUAGCAGCGGUUAUAAGGCGUUUUCAUUAUGCAUCAGGUUCUUUGUUUCUGAUCUUGCGGAGUUUUAGAGUUUUGUUUGGUAUGGUACCCAUUGAGUUUAUGUACUUUAUAUAACGGCGGCGUCACAUGGUACAGUAUUGGGUAUCUCUACUUUAUAUCUGAUUGCUUCCUUGCCUCGUCUAUUUAUUGGGACUUGGAAAUUUUGUUAUAUUGUAUCUUUCUAUAUUUUUUGAGUUAUGAGCUCAACUAUUUGUAAUUUCAUUAUUGUUAUAUUUGGAGCUAUGAAUUCUGAUUGUUUUGGUUUUAAACCUGCUGAAAAAUUUAAUAAAGCCCAAGUUGGAACUUGCUUAUUCAGUUA
Molecule: messenger RNA, 1855 nt
Organism: Cicer arietinum (chickpea)
Lineage: Eukaryota; Viridiplantae; Streptophyta; Magnoliopsida; Fabales; Fabaceae
Source: RefSeq, a predicted model, not a curated record